AACGCAAUUCUAAAAUCAGAGCGUAUUUUUAUAAAGUUCGCUUUGCUAGUGCUGGGAUACCUGUGUUAUAGACACAGACGCCAUUUUGAUGGAAGGCCGAGAACGAGAAAUGAUCGAUGUUACUACCGAUGAUGAUCUUUGAUUCUCGUCCCUCCAAGUAAGUUACAAUGAAGAAAUGGUGGAAAGAGGAGCCCAAAAAAUCAAAAGGAGCAAAAACAAAACGAAGCCCCAGACUUCCACCAAAGUCAUCUGUCUUUUAUGGGAAGCAGAGUAUUAAAAUUGAGGAUGAAGAAGAUGAAGAGGAUGAAGGGAUGUUUGUUUCCCAAAGGGCUGUAUUUUCAUCGUCAGGGACUAAGAGGAAAAAGACGAAUAGGAAAAAGAAGGGAGUGGUCCAUUAUGAUGCUCACAGCAGUGAUGAUGAUGACGACUAUGAUAACAGUUACUUUCCAAUAACAAGAAAAGGACGUGAAAAGUCAUUAAACAAACAGGACAAGCUAUUUCUCCUUCUUCAGUCCAACAGGUUAACCAUUUGGUUUAAUCUUCUCUGCUAUGACCACAACAUCACAACUAUCGAUGAUUUGAAUGAUUUCUUAGAAUCCAGUGAAGAAAAGCCCCCAAUCUUCUUCAAGGACAACAGUUUGGGGUUGAGAAAAGAUCUUGCGGUACAGCAGUAUAUUAGCUUUCCUGACAUUUUAGAAUUACAGGUGGUAAAGCCCAAUGAUUUCAGAGAGCAGUUGCAAUCAAGUGGAAUCCUUGUGAUUAAACGAUCUGCUAUUGAAAUAAAAGAAAAAAUCGCGGAGUACACAGCAUAUUCUGGGACAGUCUACAGAGCAAUUUGGGCAAGGACAGAUGGAAUGCAGUUGGAUGUAUGUAUCCGUUGCCCUAAAGAAGAUGGAGACCAACUCAAUGUGUUUCUGGAAGAGGCCAUUUUCCUGAGUUCCCUAGACCAUGAAAACAUCAUAAAGCUUCAUGGGGUCAUCGUGUUUGGGAAAUAUGUCAAUACUUUAGCCUUGGUUGUAGACUUUGGCGUUCUUGGAAGCCUUUAUGAUCGCAUGGAACCUGGGAAAAUCACAUCCGUUCGCACGAUCUACUCUUAUGCCUGUCAAAUUACCAAAGCAUUGGAAUACUUAGAAGAUCAAAACAAGCCAUUUAAAGCAGUUCUUCCUCCCUUUGUUUAUGUGUUUCCUAAUCAGAAGAUCAAGAUAGGAGGUUUCACCUUCAACUGGUAUCUAGAGCACAGAACAAAGUCCCAUCCUUUUGGAACUGAAGUCGAGUUUCUGGUGGGAACUGAGAGAUAUGACCUCAGGAAAGACCUUGUUUACACCUUCGGUCAGCUCUUACGCAACCUUUAUUGGAGCCUUCCAACUGAUUGGUCAUCUAACAUUGACUAUUUCAAGCCAGCGAGCCCGCGAUACUGGCAAGAGUACAGGUUCCCUGAUACAAUGCGUCACGUGAUAGAACGAUGUACAGAUCCACUAGGACCCAGGCCUAGCAUCAAGGAGUUGGUCGUUAUGCUUGAACAGAGUCGACCAAUGAUUGUAACCGCGACUGCGGACUUUACAGCCCAACUUCCCAUACAAAUGUCUUUCAAGAAGGGGGAAGUGAUAACCGUUAUGUCAUCCCAACCGCGCAAGUUUAUGCCCGAUGACAUGUGGUUCGGCCAAAAGGCGGAUGGUGUGUUUGGUUUUUUCAAUAAGAGAUACACUGACAAGGCAUCGAUAGACGAAACGGAUCAAGUCCCUGCGGAGAUCUUAGCGCGAGGGCCUGAGGCGGAGCAUGCGUACCGAAAGGCGCUGCUGGAAGGCAAGGUCCAGGUUUAUCGCGGGCGCAUCAUGCUGAUUGGUCAAGAUCGCGCGGGAAAGACGAGUCUGAAAAAGUCUCUUCUCGGAAUUCCAUUUGACCCUAGUGAAGUGAGCACCGAGGGAAUUGAGGUGGAUCCAUCUACAUUUGAGGUGGAUGUCGAGCAAGUCAGCCGCUGGCAAAGGUUGUCUGACGAGAUUGAGCCUGGGAGUCAGUCGGAGCGUGCCCUCGUUGCAAUGAUAGUUGAAAAUUUGCGUUCCCUCUUAAUCAACAAAGAAGAGGAGGCAAAACCUGUUGGUGAAGAAGAUCUUUUAUCAAGAAUAGAAAGGGAAGAGGUAUCAGAGGCUUUGGAGGAUGCUUUUAAAGAAUUAAGUCUGGAGAAAUCUGCUGUUCAAGACGAUGCCAAAGUUACUCCAUCGACACCACAACAAGACGAAGAAGAUGGUUCUAAACUCACCGAUCGCAUACAGGUGUCACCAAAUAUCUCAUUGCAGCUAUCAGAGAGGCUUAAGCGACUUAUUGCACAACAUUUAAGGGAUAGUAGUCUAUCAGAAAAACGCAAGGAGACCGUCCUGGACGUGUGGGACUUUGCAGGACAACACUUGUACUACGCCACGCAUCCCGUGUUCUUCUCGUCUAGAGCUGUCUACGUCCUCACGCACAACUUGAGUAAGAACCUGAACGAGAGGGCGGAGCCUUGCAUGCGACAGGGCGUGGCUGAUAUCAAGCUGGACAACGCGAACAAUGAGACGAACCUGGAGAACCUGAUCUCGUGGCUGGUAACGGUCCACUGCAUCCAGAGCCUGGAGGAGCGAGAUGAAGAGGCCGAGCUGCUUUCAGACAAGACAGGCACAACUCGCGCCACUAAAACAAAGUAUCUGCGCCCGCCUGUACUCAUAGUCGGCACACACGCUGACCAACCGUGCGUUCCAGUCAAGCAGGCGCACGCGCUCCUGGCCGAAGAAAUUUGUGGUAAGACAUAUGACGAGCACGUGAUUCGGCCGUUCUUUUCGGUAGACAAUACCAAGUCGUCAGAUGACCAGGGAAUACAGGAUCUAAAAACCAAGAUCGCUCAUGUGCUGGAGUCAGAGCCGUACAUGGGAGAGACGCUACCCGCCAAGUGGUUCAAUUUCGAGAAGGCCAUAGCUGAGCAGAUAGAGCGCAAUGUGUACUUCUUACCCCUGAGCGACGUGCGGCGUAUCGCGCAAACCGAGUGCUUUAUCAUAGACGACCAAGAGGUUAACACCAUGCUGAACUUCUACCACGAUCUGCGGGUGAUCGUCAAGCACGCGGGCACGGUAGUGCUGCAGAGUCAGUGGCUGAUUAAUCUGUUCAAGAAGUUGAUCACAGUACGCACCUUUGACCACAUGGAUCCUAUGCACGCAAAGUACUGGAAGACCCUGGAGAAGACGGGAACCCUGCACCAGUCUCUGAUAGAUCACGUGUUUGGCGAGAUUGUCCCUGGUGACAGCCAGGCGCAGCAGGAUCUCUUAUCCAUGAUGGAACGUUACGGCUUGAUUGCCAGGCUUAACGCACCAGAUGAAAACAGCCAGCAAUCCGUGCAGUACUUCGUCCCGGCUCAACUCACCUCCUCACCCGAGUCUCUGACUAAAGCUUGUCCCAAAGAUGGGGACCCCUGUCCUCUGCUCAUCCACUUUCCGGACGGCUUUGUCCCACAUGGCUUGUUCCCGCAGCUGGUGUCUCGUCUCAUUCGCCAUUUUAAUGAGAUGGGCUUCACAAGGCCGCCAACUCUGUUUCGAAAUGGUGCAGGCUUUGCCAUCGGUGCGAAGAACAGCCACGAUUUGUAUCUCCUCUGUGGUAAACGCUGCAUCAAAGUAAUUCUUACCGCGUUCACUGCUGACAUGUGCGAGCAAGGUCUGGCUGUUCGAGUGCGCAUGCUCCUUGAAGACUCUCUUGAUGAACUGUCACGUGACUGGGACUGGUUAGGACACAUGCGGCAUGAGUUCUGCGUAGAAUGCCUUGCUUGUGCAUCUGAGAAAUGCCAAGAACACGGUAGGACUAGCUGUUGUGACCAGGACUGUGUUCACAUGUUAGUGUGCCUACAUGAUGGUGAGACGCCAUACCGAUGUGAUCGUGUCUUUGGGGACGCUUCAAGGUUCACCGUUCCGGGUCUAAGGCGAUGGUUCAAUGAUGAAGUAGGGACACAGGCUGGCACAGAGUUUGUUAGCAAGAGCGGCCGUCCAACUGUAGAUGACAUGAUCCUCCUGGCCCGAGAAGUUGGCUCCCUGUGGAAAAGACUUGGCCGCGCUCUCGGUCUGGAUGAGCCGGAACUGGAACAGCUCGAAGCCGACAAAACGCAGCUAUACGAGCGUUGCUAUGGUGUUCUUAAGCGCUGGACUGAAAUCCAAGCCUCCGCGGCUACUUACGAGAGUCUGGGUCGAGCUCUCCUGCAUGCGACCGUAAUGAAGAGGGACUUGUAUCUAGAGUUUUGUGUCGCCAAGGAUGAGUCAUGAAAUACGAUGUUUUUACAUCUUCCACUAACGAAUAUUUUUUAAACAUUUUGAAUGAGGUUUAUUUGACCUAAUAAUUUAUUAAUAACAGUAGUUUAUUACAACUUGUUCUCUCUCCUACUGGCACAAGAUAAAGGACCUUGUUAUCAUGUACAUGUCCCAGCAUAUCUGGUUAUAUCGAUUGUCAGUAUAUCCACUUGUGCGCAUUUUUAACAUUGAAAAUGUCCAGGCAGCACGAUUUAGUCAUAUGCGACCUGCUUACGAAAUGUCUUAUCCCUGAAUUAUACACUUCGACUUUCGUAGUUGAGCAUUGUAGCGGAGUCGUAGGCUGAUUUAUACUCUACGACUUGAAGUUGAAGAGGUGUCGCAUAUAACUAAAAAAUCGUGCUGUCUAAGUUAGAGGGCCUGAUAACCACCAAGAAGAAAACAUCCCUACUCGCAAAUUUUAAUCUAGUAUGAUUUUUUUCUACUGUUUUGUAAAGGUUAAUAGUUAUGAGUAAUAAAUGAAUGGGACUUCAGCUUAAACAAAA
Molecule: messenger RNA, 4801 nt
Organism: Nematostella vectensis (starlet sea anemone)
Lineage: Eukaryota; Metazoa; Cnidaria; Anthozoa; Actiniaria; Edwardsiidae
Exons: 15
Coding region: 168-4274 (1368 amino acids)
Biological process (GO): signal transduction; protein phosphorylation
Molecular function (GO): protein binding; protein kinase activity; ATP binding
Source: RefSeq, a predicted model, not a curated record